Molecule: messenger RNA, 2557 nt
Organism: Paramecium pentaurelia
Lineage: Eukaryota; Ciliophora; Oligohymenophorea; Peniculida; Parameciidae
Source: the annotation of a GenBank genome assembly
AUGGAAUUUUAUUGGUGGAUUAUCAUAGCUAUAGCAAUUAUAAUAAUCGUGAUUCUUGGUAUUAUUAUAAAAUAAAAAUGUGUUGCAAGCAAGCUUUCAGAAAGUAAUAAAGAAUCCAAUAAAGAAUAGUUAAUAAAUAAGUAAGGUGAAAUGAAAAUUAUUAGGGAUGAUUAAAAAAUUAAUUCAUUGAACAAUAAUCCUUUCAAUCAAAGCUUAUAAAAAUAAGUUUUAGAAAAUCCUCCUUACGUUUAAGUAGAACCACCCAAGAUUUAAAAUAAUAGAAAUGCAGGAAAAGAAUAAUCGAGUCAAUACUAAAAUAAUUAACCUUAAGAUGAUUAUACUAAAAUUCCAUCAAAUAAUCCUUAAAAUGUUAAUUAUAAAAAGAAUGAAAAUUAAGUAAUAGUGCAAUAAGAAAAGUAAAAUUAGCAAGAAAUAUAUAACAAAUUAAUGCUCUCCAAAAACUAGGAAAAUAAGUAAGAUCAGAAGCCAUAAUAUACCAAUAUUUAAGUGAAUAAUACAAAAAAAGAUAUCUAAGAUAACUGUUUUUAACCCCUAAAUAAAUUAAGUAAUGAGAAUGUCGAAUUAAAAAAUAAUCAAGAUGAUUAGUUAAUUUCCUAAAAAUAGAACAUUUAAAAAGAGCAUUAAUAUGAUCUAUUAAAUUAUAAUUAAUAAAGAUCAAAUUAAGACUUUGAAUAAUAAAAAAAUAAUAAAGUAAAUGGUUUGCAGAUUAAUCAAAAUAAUUAAGUUAAAGAUAUAUUAAUAGAUAUUCCAGAAUCUUUAAUUGAUCCACCUCAAGUAAUACAUAAAUCUGGUAAAAAUGAGAUUGAUGGAUAAACAAUUUAAUUAAGUAAUAUUGGCUAUUCUAAACCUGAAAGUGAAAUUGAAAAUAAUAAUGUAAAUGGUUAGCAGAUUAAUCAAAAUAAUUAAGUUAAAGAUAUAUUAAUAGAUAUUCCAGAAUCUUUAAUUGAUCCACCUCAAGUAAUACAUAAAUCUGGUAAAAAUGAGAUUGAUGGAUAAACAAUUUAAUUAAGUAAUAUUGGCUAUUCUAAACCUGAAAGUGAAAUUGAAAAUAAUAAUGUAAAUGGUUAGCAGAUUAAUCAAAAUAAUUAAGUUAAAGAUAUAUUAAUAGAUAUUCCAGAAUCUUUAAUUGAUCCACCUCAAGUAAUACAUAAAUCUGGUAAAAAUGAGAUUGAUGGAUAAACAAUUUAAUUAAGUAAUAUUGGCUAUUCUAAACCUGAAAGUGAAAUUGAAAAUAAUAAUGUAAAUGGUUAGCAGAUUAAUCAAAAUAAUUAAGUUAAAGAUAUAUUAAUAGAUAUUCCAGAAUCUUUAAUUGAUCCACCUCAAGUAAUACAUAAAUCUGGUAAAAAUGAGAUUGAUGGAUAAACAAUUUAAUUAAGUAAUAUUGGCUAUUCUAAACCUGAAAGUGAAAUUGAAAAUAAUAAUGUAAAUGGUUAGCAGAUUAAUCAAAAUAAUUAAGUUAAAGAUAUAUUAAUAGAUAUUCCAGAAUCUUUAAUUGAUCCACCUCAAGUAAUACAUAAAUCUGGUAAAAAUGAGAUUGAUGGAUAAACAAUUUAAUUAAGUAAUAUUGGCUAUUCUAAACCUGAAAGUGAAAUUGAAAAUAAUAAUGUAAAUGGUUAGCAGAUUAAUCAAAAUAAUUAAGUUAAAGAUAUAUUAAUAGAUAUUCCAGAAUCUUUAAUUGAUCCACCUCAAGUAAUACCUACAACUGAUAAUAUUAAUGAUGGAUUAUUACUUCUAAAAAAUAUAAUAGAUGAAACUUCUAAUAAAAGAUAAAUGGCAGAUGAAUUAAGAUAUUAUAUAAGACGAUUUUAGGAUAAAUCAGAUCUAAAAAAAAAUUAUGGCCUUACAUUUUAAGCAAGUUCAAAGUUAUACGAAUAUUGUAAUGCAUUUAGAGAAGUUAGAGGAGAUGGAAAUUGUUUUUAUACUGCUUUUGGAUAUUAAUUUUUAUGUAUUUUAUUAUUUGAAUAUACAUUUGAUUAAUUUUAAGAAUUCAUAGAUAAAAUUAGAAAAAGUGAUUAACCUAUGAAAAUAUUUGUUACUGACAAAGAUUUGAAGAUUGAUGAUAAAUAAUUAGAAAAAAAACUAUUAGAAGAAUUUUUAAGUAGAUUAACUAAAUUAAAAUAAAUUGAUGAUAUAACUUAAAGAUAAGAAUAAUUUAAUACUUAAUUUGCUGCUUAUGAAAAAUAAUCAGAAGAAAUUGAUGGUUAUUUAUAUGGACUAUCAACCAUAUUUUUUAGAAAUUAUUCUAAUUACAUUGUUGAUUUGAGUAUUAAUAAAGAUGCAGUUUAUGAUAGAGAAAAUUUGUUGAAAUGGGAAGAAGAAUGCAAUAGCAAUGAAGUUGUUAUUGCUGAAUUAGCUAAGCAAUUAAAUGUGUAAUUAUUUAUUAUUUAUUAUAAGAUUCGUUUAGUUAAUAUUUUUUAAAGAUAAAGACAAUUUUGUAGUUAGAGAAUAUGAAAAAGACAAGCAACAUAAAAUUAUAUUAUUAAUAAAGCCUGGACAUUAUAAUAUUGGCUAUUUUAAACCAGAAAACAAAAAGUGA